Molecule: messenger RNA, 1436 nt
Organism: Manduca sexta (tobacco hornworm)
Lineage: Eukaryota; Metazoa; Arthropoda; Insecta; Lepidoptera; Sphingidae
Product: hepatic leukemia factor-like
Exons: 1
Coding region: 615-1232 (205 amino acids)
Biological process (GO): regulation of DNA-templated transcription
Molecular function (GO): DNA-binding transcription factor activity
Source: RefSeq, a predicted model, not a curated record
UGCUUACCCUAAUUUUAUUCCGUAGGUAAAUGUGAUGAUUAUUUGUCACCUUAUAAAAAUCUUUAUACAAUAACUAAAAGAGUUAUACCUCAGAUAAUAAUAUUAUCAUUUACUAGAUCGCAAAUCACAAUAACUUUAAGAAGGAUAUCUUAUUUUGUAAAUUAUCUCGUUAAUCAAAACAAACAUAAUAUUACACAUUUAAUUUUUGAUUAUAAUUCCAUGUUUCACAUUAAUUAAGAUAUUUGUUUUUCUCAACAUUAUUGCCUCAAUUAGCUAAUAGAGAGGGAUUAGUAAAAAUGCAAGGAUCAUUUGCAACGCUCGAAACGAAAAAUAAACUCAUUAGGAACCAACUUACAAUCCAUUUUUUACUAUAAAUUGAUGUGAAUCAACCCUAUGAUCAUCAGUCGAUGUACAGUUGAACGCGUUCCAGGAAGAAAAUUUGCAAAACUGUAAAUCAAUGCAAUGUCCACACUGCGUCCCGUUAGGGUUAACCGCAGGUAGUCCAACCCUUCCCUAAAGGGUACAACAGGCCCCGCCCCUUUUGCCACUAGCCAUUAGAGAAGGGACGGCCGUCAUUUGCAAUUUUCUUUUCGUGUGAACAAGUUGUGACCAAGAUGUCUCUCUGGACACCGUACGCGCAGGAAGCCGCUCUGGAUUUGAGCAAGCCAGUGGUCAAGAUCGAGAGAAGGUCUCCGGAUUUGCCGGUGACUAAUUCAUCGCCUCCGGUCAGUGGAUAUGUGUACCCAACUACGCACGACAAUCAGUAUUAUUCAGGCUACCCGUACCCUCAACAUGUGGGAUACACUGUUCCAUCAGCGCAGAUAUCCCCGGAGCCAGUGUGGCCUCAAUACCAGCAACAGAAGACGUUCGUAUCACCCUCACCACCAAAUUCGCCGGAUUUCUUCGACACAGAAUCGUUGUCAGAUGAUGUGGAGUACCAGGCCUUCGAGAGAGAUGCUCUCCGGGCUAUGGCUGAGAAGAAUGGCGGCACUUUACUUGGCAAUAACCCUAGGAUGAGAAGAGCUGUUCAAACAAGCCAGGCGGCUGAUGAUUCGUAUAGAAAACAAAGAGAGAGGAACAACUAUGCGGCAAAACAGAGCAGAGAUCGAAGGAAACUCAGGGAGGUCCGACUGGCAUUCCAAGUGACGUAUUUGAAAAAGAAAAUGGCGGAACUAAGAGGAAGGUUGGCUGCAGGAGUAUGUAACAGAUGUCGACAGAUCAGCGAGUGUUGAAAAGAAAUUGGAAAGAUCUGGAAUAAGCUUUCACAUCUGUGCUAGAUGUUAUGUUCGGCAAUGAGUGAAGUGGCGCAUAAUCUAGAGAAUUUAGAGCUAGGUUUAAGCUACGGGAGAUAAUAAGACUGUAUAGAUUGUAAAUAUAAAUUAUUGUAAUGUAAAUACAUAUUUGGAAUUGUCUAUGUCAUCAGAGUUUAUAGAAUA